This is a messenger RNA of Loa loa (African eye worm), 1194 nucleotides long. RefSeq names its product nucleotide pyrophosphatase/phosphodiesterase. The transcript is spliced from 10 exons. The record is from RefSeq and is a predicted model, not a curated record. Lineage: Eukaryota; Metazoa; Nematoda; Chromadorea; Rhabditida; Onchocercidae. The coding region runs from base 1 to 1194 and encodes 397 amino acids. Gene Ontology annotation, molecular function: metal ion binding; acid phosphatase activity.
AUGUGGAUAACUUGGCUUACUUAUAACGAUACAUUUUCAUCAGUUGUGGAAUAUGGCAUUAGUGAUUUGCAAUGGUCUGUUAAAGGCAAUUCUACACUAUUCAUUGAUGGUGGAGAACAAAAAAGUAGACGGUACAUACAUCGAGUUUUACUCACCGAUCUGAUACCUGGAACUAUUUACCAGUACCAUGUUGGAUCGCAAUACGGCUGGAGUUCAAUUUAUCGAUUUAAAGCAGUGCAAAACUUAACAGAUUACGAAUAUAUAUAUGCAGUUUAUGGAGAUCUUGGUGUUGUAAAUGCUCGGUCGCUCGGAAAGGUACAACAACAAGCACAGCGGUCACUUAUUGAUGCUGUUUUACACAUUGGUGACAUGGCAUACAACUUGGAUACUGAUGAAGGACGAUUUGGUGAUCAAUUUGGUAGACAGAUUGAACCGGUAGCAGCUUAUGUACCGUAUAUGAUGAUUGUCGGUAAUCAUGAACAGGCCUACAACUUCUCUCACUAUGUGAACCGGUAUACGAUGCCGAACAGUGAACACAACUUUUUUAUAGCUCAUUUUAUUGCCAUAUCAACUGAAUUUUAUUAUUUCACUGAAUAUGGUUCCGUACAAAUAGCGAAUCAAUGGAAAUGGCUUACUAAGGAUUUGAAGCGCGCAUCUGCAAAUCGAGACAAAUAUCCAUGGAUUAUAACAAUGGGUCACCGACCGAUGUACUGCUCGAACUACAAUUCUGAUGACUGUACCAAAUACGAAUCGCGAAUCCGUUUGGGUGUACCAGGAACACAUCGUUACGGGCUUGAAAAACUGUUUUUUACGUAUGGAGUUGACCUGGAAAUUUGGGCGCACGAACAUUCCUACGAGCGCAUGUGGCCACUAUACAAUCGUACUGUUUACAAUGGUACUGAAGAGCCAUAUAUUGAUCCACCAGCACCUGUGCAUAUUAUUUCAGGAUCCGCUGGAUGCCAAGAAUACACUGAUCCAUUUGUACCCCAGCCACCACCGUGGAGUGCAUUUCGUUCAUCAAACUACGGUUUUGGUCGACUUCAUGUGUUUAAUACAACCCAUCUGUACUUCGAACAAGUAUCCGCAUCGAAGGACGAAACGGAAGACCGUUUCUGGUUGAUCAAGUACAAGCACGGUCCUUAUACCUCUGAGCAUCGUAAAAAGCUGAAGCAGUUUGGUACCUAUGUGCUCUAA